Molecule: messenger RNA, 1963 nt
Organism: Diachasma alloeum
Lineage: Eukaryota; Metazoa; Arthropoda; Insecta; Hymenoptera; Braconidae
Gene: Alg9
Product: alpha-1,2-mannosyltransferase ALG9
Exons: 11
Coding region: 56-1867 (603 amino acids)
Biological process (GO): protein N-linked glycosylation
Cellular component (GO): endoplasmic reticulum membrane
Molecular function (GO): alpha-1,2-mannosyltransferase activity
Source: RefSeq, a predicted model, not a curated record
UCAUGCUGAUUGUUUGGGACGUGUGGAAUGUAAUCGAUAACCGGGCGAAUUUGCCAUGGCGCCGGGUCAACGCCACAGACAAUUAUUUUACGUGAAAAAGGAUCACAAGAAGAGUAAUAAUGUUAAAAAAAAGACCAAACCCCAGGAACGCUCUUCUGAGAUGCCCCUCAUUUACCCUGGAGGUGACAUAGCCUUCAAGCUCCUUUUGACAGCUAGAUUCUGCUCGGCUAUUUGGAGCUACAUAAGUGACUGCGAUGAAACGUUCAACUACUGGGAGCCCAGCCACUAUUUAUUAUAUGGAAAAGGCCAACAGACGUGGGAGUACAGUCCAGAGUACGCCUUGCGCUCCUACACGUACCUUUUGAUCCACAUGGUGCCAGCAAUGAUUUAUCAUUACAUUUUGGAGCCAAAUCCGGUGCUCGUUUUUUAUUUUGUGAGAUGCUUGCUGUCAGUAGGAUGUGCGUUGUCUGAAGUUUACUUUUAUCAGAAUGUUUGCAAAGAAUUUGGCGUUCAUGUUGCCAGGCUCACUUACGCCUUUCUCAUCACUAGUUCCGGAAUGUUCAUCGCCAGUGCUGCCUAUUUACCAUCGUCUUUUUCAAUGUAUUUGAGCACUGUUGCGAUAGCCGCCUGGUACGGAAGAAAAUACGAAUUAGCAGUUUUUGCGACUGCAAUUUCGACACUUCUGGGCUGGCCUUUUGCAGCUCUUCUUGGAGUUCCAAUUGCACUGGACAUGUUAGCCAGAAAAGACUGGACAAGAUUCAUAAAAUGGACUGUCCUUUCCGGCAUCGUAGUCCUUGCACCCAUGAUCUGGCUCGACUCCAUGUGCUAUGGAAAACUAGUGAUUGCACCACUGAAUCUCAUCGCCUACAACGUCUUCACUAGUCAUGGACCUGAUCUCUAUGGGACUGAACCUUUCAGCUUUUACUUUAUCAACGGUUUUUUGAAUUUUAACUUUGUGUUCAUUGGGGCUUUAGUAGCCCCGCUAGCAUUGCUCUCAAUUUGGGCAGUUGUUCCAGCAAGGCCAAGGCAUCGUUAUUGUUUACCUUACUGGGUAUCAUUAGCUCCUCUCUACUUAUGGAUUACAGUGAUGUUUAUUCAACCGCACAAAGAGGAACGCUUUUUGUUCCCAAUUUAUCCAAUGAUCUGUUUGGGAGGAGCAAUAACAGUAGAUUGCAUCCAGAAGCUCUACUUCUUCGUUAGAACUAAAAUUAAACCCUUUGCGAAUGCUUCCCACUACCUCCAAGGAACUUCACACAUCACGGUCGGUGCAAUGGUUCUCUGUGGGCUCUUAGGACUCUCAAGGUCUUUCGCAUUAUUCAAAGGGUAUUACGGACCGAUGGAAAUAAUGACUGAAGCUAAUAAGCUUGGAAUCGAAGAGCAAGUCCCUAAUGAUAUACGUAUCAACUUUUGCGUGGGAAAAGAGUGGCAUCGAUUUCCAGGGAGCUUCUUCUUUCCAUCUAAUAGGUGGCAACUCCAGUACUUGAAGUCAGAGUUUAAGGGACAACUUCCCCAACCCUUUCCACCUCUCCCAAAUGGCACAAGUAUCAUUCAACCUCAUUUCAAUGAUAUGAAUAAAGAAGAGCCAUCUCGUUAUUUCGAUAUUGAGAAAUGUCAUUUUAUUAUGGAUCUGGAUGCUGGUACUGAGACAAUACUGGAGCCUAAUUACUCUAGGCAGACUGACGAUUUUGCAAUCGUGAAAUCAUCAGAAUUCCUAAUUCCCUCAAAAUCUCAUCCAUUCUUCAGAGCCUUCUACAUUCCCUUCCUUUCCCGUGAUUACUGCAAAUUUGGUUCCUACAAUCUUAUAAGAAGUGCCAAAUUCAAACUCCUUCCGCAAUCUUCGAAAGCCAAAACAGCCACAGCCGCAUAAACUGCAGCAGUAAACCAUCUACAUUAAUCAACGACUGAUCAAUAUUCAUUUUACUUAACACGAGUGUACAAUAAAAACGUCAAUAUUUUUCCAUAA